Molecule: messenger RNA, 2696 nt
Organism: Monopterus albus (swamp eel)
Lineage: Eukaryota; Metazoa; Chordata; Actinopteri; Synbranchiformes; Synbranchidae
Gene: hsp90ab1
Product: heat shock protein 90, alpha (cytosolic), class B member 1
Exons: 12
Coding region: 122-2293 (723 amino acids)
Biological process (GO): protein folding
Molecular function (GO): ATP binding; ATP hydrolysis activity; ATP-dependent protein folding chaperone
Source: RefSeq, a predicted model, not a curated record
CAUGUGUAUAAAGAUUCCGGUCUAUUAAAAGGAAGUCCCUUUCCAUUAUUCUGCGCCAGAGAGCAGAAGGGACAACUUGGUGGUUGCAUUUUAUUCAAGAACAGUCAACAAAAUAAACAAGAUGCCUGAAGAAAUGCACCAAGAGGAGGAGGUUGAGACCUUUGCCUUCCAGGCAGAGAUAGCUCAGCUGAUGUCCCUGAUCAUCAACACCUUUUAUUCCAACAAAGAGAUCUUCCUGAGGGAGCUUAUCUCUAAUGGCUCUGAUGCUCUAGACAAAAUUCGCUAUGAAAGCCUGACAGAACCCUCCAAGCUGGACAGUGGCAAGGAUUUGAAAAUCGACAUCAUCCCCAACAAAGCUGACCGCACCCUGACCCUCAUCGACACUGGAAUCGGCAUGACCAAAGCUGACCUGAUUAACAACCUGGGUACCAUUGCCAAGUCUGGCACCAAGGCCUUCAUGGAGGCCCUGCAGGCUGGAGCUGACAUCUCCAUGAUUGGUCAGUUUGGUGUGGGUUUCUACUCUGCCUACCUUGUUGCUGAGAGGGUCGUUGUCAUCACCAAACACAAUGAUGAUGAGCAGUACGCCUGGGAGUCCUCUGCUGGAGGUUCCUUCACAGUUAAGGUCGAUAACGGCGAGCCCAUUGGCCGGGGAACUAAGAUAAUCCUGUACUUGAAGGAGGACCAGACGGAGUACACUGAGGAGAGGCGGAUCAAGGAGAUUGUGAAGAAGCACUCCCAGUUCAUUGGCUACCCUAUCACCCUGUUUGUGGAGAAGGAGCGUGACAAGGAGAUCAGUGAUGAUGAGGCAGAGGAGGAAAAGGCAGAGAAGGUGGAGGAGGGUGAGGACAAGCCAAAGAUUGAGGAUGUGGGCUCAGAUGAUGAGGAGGACUCCAAAGACAAGGACAAAAAGAAGAAAAAGAAGAUCAAGGAGAAGUAUAUUGACCAGGAGGAACUGAACAAGACCAAGCCCAUCUGGACCAGAAACCCUGACGACAUCACAAAUGAGGAAUAUGGCGAGUUCUACAAGAGUCUGACCAAUGACUGGGAGGAUCACUUGGCUGUCAAGCACUUCUCAGUUGAGGGCCAGCUUGAGUUCCGGGCCUUGCUCUUUAUCCCCCGCCGGGCACCUUUUGACCUCUUUGAGAACAAGAAAAAGAAGAACAACAUCAAGCUGUACGUCAGGAGAGUCUUCAUCAUGGACAACUGUGAAGAGCUCAUCCCUGAGUACCUGAACUUCAUCCGUGGUGUGGUGGACUCCGAGGACCUUCCCCUCAACAUUUCCAGAGAAAUGUUGCAGCAGAGCAAGAUCCUCAAGGUCAUUCGCAAGAACAUGGUCAAGAAGUGUUUGGAGCUGUUUGCUGAACUGGCUGAGGACAAGGAGAACUACAAGAAGUUCUAUGAAGCCUUCUCCAAGAACAUCAAGCUGGGCAUCCAUGAGGACUCUCAAAACCGCAAGAAGCUGUCUGAGCUGCUGCGCUACCACAGCUCCCAGUCUGGAGAUGAGACGACCUCCCUCACAGACUAUGCGUCUCGUAUGAAGGAGAACCAGAAGUCUAUCUACUACAUUACUGGUGAAAGCAAGGAUCAGGUGGCCAACUCUGCCUUUGUCGAGCGUGUCCGCAAGCAUGGCUUCGAGGUCCUAUACAUGACUGAGCCCAUUGACGAGUACUGUGUCCAGCAGUUGAAGGAGUUUGAUGGCAAGACCCUGGUUUCUGUCACCAAAGAGGGACUGGAGCUGCCAGAAGAUGAGGAGGAGAAGAAAAAGAUGGAGGAGGACAAGUCCAAGUUUGAGAGCCUCUGCAAGCUCAUGAAGGAGAUACUUGACAAGAAAGUGGAGAAGGUGACUGUAUCCAACAGGCUGGUGUCUUCACCCUGCUGCAUUGUGACAAGUACUUACGGUUGGACGGCCAACAUGGAGAGGAUCAUGAAGGCCCAGGCACUCAGGGACAACUCCACCAUGGGCUACAUGAUGGCCAAGAAGCACUUGGAGAUCAACCCUGACCACCCCAUUGUGGAGACUCUCAGGCAGAAGGCUGAAGCUGACAGAAACGACAAGGCUGUGAAAGACCUUGUCAUCCUGCUCUUUGAAACCGCUCUGCUUUCCUCAGGCUUUACCCUGGACGACCCACAGACCCACUCCAACCGCAUCUACAGAAUGAUCAAACUUGGACUGGGCAUCGAUGACGAUCUUCCCACAGAGGAGGCCACCUCCACAGCUGUCCCAGAAGAGAUUCCUCCCCUAGAAGGCGAUGGUGAUGAUGAUGAUGCUUCACGCAUGGAAGAGGUGGAUUAAAACUCCCUGCCUCCCAAGUCUCUUAACAGUUUAGCCUCAUCUGUAAAUUCUUCAUCCUAAAACUGCAGUAAAGGUAAAAGUCAAAUUGUGUUGUGUGGUGGACCAGUGUUGCUCUUGGGUCUAGAGCAUUACUCUGUAAAACCUCCAUAAGAAAAGCAGUUUUGGUUUUGCUAUACAACUUCAUGGUGCCCACACAUUUGUUUUACAAAGUCCCCUGUUGCACUCAGUUUUAAAUGUCAGAGCAGUAAAUAUGGGAAUGGUACAUUCCAUGAUGAGGUAAGGGGAGGUUCUGUUCAUGUGCAACACUGCAUGGAGAGAAAGGACUGUGAUUCCUUUGCCUGAGUUCAGGCUCGUCUGUAUUCAAAGUCUUGUUUUGCAAAAAAAAUAAAGAUGUAUUACCUCA